UUUACUGAUGUGCAUUGCAUAAUCCAGUUGCUCCGUGGAUUGAGGUAUCUCCACUCAGCCAAUAUCCUUCAUCGGGACUUGAAGCCCGGAAACCUCCUUGUCAAUGCCAAUUGUGAACUAAAGAUAUGCGACUUCGGGCUAGCACGAACUAGCAGAGACAACGGACAGUUCAUGACUGAAUAUGUUGUCACUCGCUGGUACCGUGCACCAGAGCUCCUCCUUUGCUGUGACAAUUAUGGAACCUCCAUUGAUGUCUGGUCUAUAGGAUGCAUCUUUGCUGAAAUUCUUGGACGGAAACCAAUCUUCCCUGGAUCCGAGUGCCUCAACCAGCUAAAGCUAAUUAUCAACGUCCUUGGUAGCCAAUGUGAAGCUGAUCUUGAAUUUAUUGAUGGUCAAAAGGCUAGGAGGUUUAUCAAAUCACUUCCGUAUGCUAGAGGAGUCCAAUUAUCUUCUCUGUACCCUCAUGCUGACCCUUUAGCUGUAGACUUGUUGCAGAGGAUGCUCGUGUUUGAUCCGUCUAAGAGAAUCACAGUCACGGAGGCUCUUCAUCACCCGUACAUGUCUAGCCUGUACGAUCCAAGCCGAAACCCUCCUGCGCAAGUUGAAAUCAAUCUUGACAUUGAUGAGAAUAUGGGAGAAGGUAUGAUUAGACAGCUGAUGUUGAGAGAAAUGCUUCAUUAUCAUCCUGAAGCUGCUUGUGCCAAUACAUAACUCACGUCUAGAAAAAGUUUCAUUUUUGUUUUCUUUUUGGCAGAAACAAAAACAAAAACAAAAACCAAAAAGAAGAA
Molecule: messenger RNA, 788 nt
Organism: Camellia sinensis
Lineage: Eukaryota; Viridiplantae; Streptophyta; Magnoliopsida; Ericales; Theaceae
Source: RefSeq, a predicted model, not a curated record